Messenger RNA from Phacochoerus africanus (Common warthog), 7477 nucleotides. RefSeq names its product sorbin and SH3 domain containing 2 (gene SORBS2). The record is from RefSeq and is a predicted model, not a curated record. Gene Ontology annotation, biological process: Notch signaling pathway. The coding region runs from base 732 to 5387 and encodes 1551 amino acids. Lineage: Eukaryota; Metazoa; Chordata; Mammalia; Artiodactyla; Suidae. Gene Ontology annotation, cellular component: neuronal cell body; dendrite; synapse. The transcript has 27 exons. Gene Ontology annotation, molecular function: protein binding.
CCAUUUUACUUAUGGAAAACAGUGUGGCAUAUUAUGCUGAGCUUUACCCUGGAAGGAGCAUUUUAAAAAAAAAAAUCUAUUGAGGGAAGAGAGAAGUAGUGGGCAUGUUAGUAGACAAUUAGUCGAGCCAAGCAUGCCUACAAGCUGCCAUCUGGACGAGCUGUUGACUGCCUUUCCUAGUAGCUGAUUUGAGAACGUGGAAUGCAGAGAGAUAAUGCUGCCUAUCUGCUAUCAGACAGCAGAAAAGGUUUUUGUCUUGGGAAGGCAAGCCUUCCCUGCAACAUUAUCUCAGCAGCCCUCUAGCUGCUUACCCUGAAAACUAGCGACCUCAAAGGAAGUGUUUCCGUCUGCGGAUACGGGUCCUGUGCGUGGCUGUGGCAUAUGAGUGGCAGGUCUGAAGAAGCAGGUGUGUGCUCGUAUAAGCACUGGACUGUAACACAGGCGGGUUUACCUGCUUCCUGUUAACAGAUUGUUGGCUCCGAGAGCAUCUGCCUGCACGCUGAGGCCGAGGCUGAGAAGGAGGUCCCUGUGUAUCCACUUGACUGAUAGAGACACUUGGAUUGGAUUUAAUCUUAAACCUCUGGAGUUCAAGACCUUUUAAAAAGGGCUAAAUAAACAAUCUCCACAUGUAAAAGGCCACUGACUCCUACUUCCUCUCUUCAGAGCAACUGUUGAACCCGGCUGACUGUAGGAAAACUGAAGACUUUAAUAACAAACCCUCCAAGGUCAAAAUGAAUACAGAUAGCGGUGGGUGUGCUCGCAAACGUGCCGCCAUGUCUGUUACAUUAACAUCUGUGAAGAGAGUUCAAAGUUCUCCAAACCUAUUGGCUACAGGGCGUGAUUCUCAGUCCCCUGACUCAGCUUGGAGAUGUUACAAUGAUCGAAAUCAAGAGACACUGAAUGGAGAUGCUACAUAUUCCUCUCUUGCAGCAAAAGGUUUUAGAAGCGUUCGACCAAAUCUACAAGAAAAAAAAUCACCAACUCAGGCACCCCCUUUACCACCCAGAAAAGAGAGCUUUUGUAGCUCCUUGGUAACCAAUCACACAAAGGGUGACAUUUUAGACCAAUUAGUAACUAACACACAAAUUCCCUCCUGUACAGAGCUCUUUACUAACAAAACACCUCUUCAGGGAACAAUGUAUUCUAAUGAUGACUCCAACCAGACGAUUUUGUAUUCUGAGGAAUCUAACACAACUGUGUCAUAUACACAAAAAAUCACUAAUCCACUACCAUCAGCUUCUGGCACAAAUGCCCCAGCAAAGGCUGACAUAAGUACCCCAUUUCUACAAGAGGAUUAUAUGCAAGAUUCUCAAACUCGAAGAAUUUCUACAUUGAAACUAAUCCAUAGUCAGGAUCCAGGAAGUAGCAUCCCGUUUAAUCCUCCACAGUUUUCCAAAUCUGUUGAAGUACCAUCAUUUCUCAAAAGGUCCUGCUCACCACCCCCUAAUCCAGCGCCUGAGAUACACACAGCAUCUCUUUCCAUUCAGAUAACUCCCCUUUCAGGACACGGUCCUGAAAGCCACAAACAGCCACCUGAGCUUUCUCCAGAGACUGCAAAGAUACCUGUUCCGCCAGAGAGACAAAAAUCUGCAGGUGCUGCGGCCUCUCAGCCCUCAGACUGCCAAGUGGGCGAGCACUCCUCCUGCUCCUCCAGGGAGUCCUCCUCAGCAACCUCAGAUGAGCUGCAGAUAGCUGACUCUGACACUACUGACCGUUCUGAAACACCUUCCCCAACUUUGGGUCAGCAGUCUGCGGUAACAGAUGGCACCACCUUAACCAUCCCUGGUAUCAUGCAUAGCCAGAUAACAGUGAAUGGAAACUCCGGAGGCACUGUGAGUCCAAUGAGUUACUAUCAAAGGCCGUUCUCCCCUUCUGCUUACUCGCUACCUGGCUCAUUCAAUUCAAGCAUUAUCAUGCAGCAUGGCCGGUCACUUGAUUCCACAGACACAUAUCCCCAGCACGCACAGUCUCUGGACGGCACCAUGGGAAGCUCGAUACCACUGUACAGAUCCUCAGAGGAGGAGAAGCGAGUGACGGUCAUCAAAGCGCCACACUACCCGGGGAUCGGGCCCGUGGAUGAAUCCGGAAUCCCCACAGCAAUUAGAACGACAGUUGACAGACCGAAGGACUGGUACAAGACCAUGUUUAAGCAAAUCCACAUGGUGCACAAGCCAGGCCUGUACAAUUCACCCUACAGUGCUCAGUCACAUCCUGCUGCCAAGACCCAGACCUACAGACCCCUCUCCAAAAGCCACUCUGACAAUGGCACCGAUGCCUUUAAGGAUGCUUCCUCACCCGUCCCUCCCCCACAUGUUCCUCCUCCAGUCCCACCUCUGCGACCAAGAGAUCGGUCUUCAACAGAAAAGCAUGACUGGGAUCCUCCAGACAGAAAAGUGGACACGAGAAAAUUUCGUUCUGAGCCAAGGAGUAUUUUUGAAUAUGAACCUGGGAAAUCAUCAAUUCUGCAGCAUGAAAGACCACCCCCUCUCCCAACCACUCCGACACCUGUUCCAAGGGACCCUGGCCGGAAGCCUAUUUCUAUGUCACCCUACGGAGAAGUAACUGGUAGCCCCUCCCCUCCGCCCAGGACCAGCAUCCCCACACCAAGCCGGUGCACCCCGGCUCUCUCUCCCAUCUGGACUGAUCGCAUAAAUCCAGAUGACAUAGAUUUAGAAAAUGAGCCCUGGUAUAAAUUCUUUUCAGAACUGGAGUUUGGACGCCCGCCUCCUAAAAAGGCUCUGGACUAUGUUCAAGAUCAUUCUUCUGGUGUUUCCAAUGAGGCCUCCUUGUAUCAAUCCUCUAUAGACAGGAGCCUGGAAAGACCUGCUAGUUCUGCAAGCAUGGCCAGUGACUUUAGGAAGAGGAGGAAGAGCGAGCCUGCGGUGGGACAGCCGAGGGGCUUGGGGGAUCCAAGUGCAAGCAGGACUAGCCCAGGUCGAGCGGACCUCCCAGGAUCAGGCACUACCCUGACAAAGUCUUUCAUUAGUUCUUCUCCUUCUUCCCCAUCAAGAGCAAAAGGUGGGGAUGAUAGCAAAAUGUGUCCAUCCCUUUGCAGUUACUCAGGGCUCAACGGCAACCCCUCCCAUGAGUUAGAUUACUGUAACAAUUACGGACAGCAUUUGGACGUCCCGCAUGACUCACAGAGGGCCAUUGCUUUCAAAAACGGCUGGCAAAUGGCCCGGCAAAAUGCAGAGGUCUGGAGCAGCACUGAAGAAACAGUCUCCCCCAAAAUCAAAUCCCGUAGUUGUGAUGAUCUCCUAAAUGAUGACUGUGAUAGCUUCCCUGACCCCAAAACCAAGUCGGAAAGUAUGGGUUCUCUGUUAUGUGAAGAGGACUCCAAGGAGAGCUGCCCCAUACCAUGGGCUUCCCCCUACAUCCAGGAGGGCAGAUCAAGGCUUCGAUACAGGUCAGCCCACAAUGCCCCAGGGUUCCUAAAGAUGUACAAGAAAAUGCACCGCAUCAACCGCAAGGAUUUGAUGAAUUCAGAGGUGAUCUGCUCUGUGAAGUCGAGAAUAAUGCAGUAUGAAAAGGAGCAGCAACACAAGGGCCUGCUCCAUGGAUGGAGCCAGUCCUCCACUGAGGAGGUGCCCAGGGACAUGGUACCCACCCGCAUUUCCGAAUUUGAAAAGUUGAUUCAGAAGUCAAAAUCCAUGCCAAAUUUAGGAGAUGAAAUGUUAUCACCUGUAACCCUAGAACCACAACAAAAUGGUUUAUGUCCCAAAAGGCGAUUUUCCAUUGAGUCCUUGCUGGAGGAAGAAAAUCAGAGUAGGCACCCAUCUCAGGUACAGCGAAGCUACACGUCUAAAACCCUGGUGCCGAUCCACAUCGAAGUCACCAGCGAUGAGCAACAGAGAACUCAUAUGGAGUUUUCUGACAGUGACCAAGACGGAGUGGUGUCUGACCACAGUGACUACAUUCAUGUAGAAGGAUCGUCCUUUUGCAGUGAGAGUGAUUUCGAUCACUUUUCUUUCACUUCCUCUGAAAGUUUUUAUGGAUCCAGCCACCAUCAUCACCAUCAUCACCACCACCAUCACCGGCACCUCAUCAGCACCUGCAAAGGUAGAUGCCCUGCCUCCUAUACUCGAUUUACCACAAUGUUAAAACAUGAAAGAGCUAAACAUGAAAAUACUGAAGAGCCCAGACGACAAGAAAUGGACCCUGGCCUUUCUAAACUGGCAUUUCUGGUCAGUCCCGUGCCUUUCCGGAGGAAAAAAAAUUCGACUCCCAAAAAACAGACAGAAAAAGCAAAAUGUAAAGCAUCUGUAUUUGAAGCUCUAGACUCUGCCCUUAAAGACAUCUGUGACCAAAUUAAGGCCGAAAAGAGAAGGGGAAGUUUGCCAGACAACAGUAUACUUCACCGUCUUAUCAGUGAACUGCUGCCAGAUAUUCCUGAAAGGAAUUCCUCACUCAAAGCUCUAAAAAGGAGCCCCAUGCACCAGCCUUUCCACCCACUGCCUCAAGAUGGUGCUAUUCAUUGUCCAUUGUACCAGAAUGACUGUGGGAGACUGCCUCACAGUGCCUCCUUCCCAGAUGACACCAACAACAACUACCACCAAGACCAUGACAGUGCACUGAGCCUCCAAGACCAUGAGUCCCCUAGAAGUUACUCAUCCACAUUGACUGACUUGGGAAGAAGCACAUCAAGAGAAAGAAGAGUAACUCCAGAAAAAGAGAAAUUGCCUGCAAAAGCUGUUUACGAUUUUAAGGCCCAGACAUCCAAGGAGCUAUCAUUUAAGAAAGGAGAUACCGUCUACAUUCUCAGAAAAAUUGAUCAAAAUUGGUAUGAGGGAGAGCACCACGGGAGAGUGGGCAUUUUCCCCAUCUCAUACGUGGAGAAACUCACACCUCCUGAGAAAGCACAGCCCGCAAGACCACCUCCCCCAGCCCAUCUUGGAGAAAUCGGAGAAGCUGUAGCCAAAUAUAAUUUCAGUGCGGACACAAAUGUGGAGCUAUCACUGAGAAAGGGAGAUAGAGUUAUUCUUCUUAAAAGGGUUGAUCAAAACUGGUAUGAAGGUAAAAUUCCAGGAACCAACAGACAAGGCAUCUUCCCUGUUUCCUAUGUAGAAGUCAUCAAGAAGAAUACAACCAAAGGUGCUGAGGAAUACCCUGACCCUCCAAUACCCCACAGCUAUUCUAGUGAUAGAAUCCACAGCUUAAGUUCAAAUAAGCCACAGCGUCCUGUGUUUACUCAUGAAAACAUUCAAGGUGGGGGGGAACCGUUUCAGGCUCUGUAUAACUAUACUCCUAGGAACGAAGAUGAGCUGGAGCUCAGAGAAAGCGAUGUCAUUGACGUGAUGGAAAAAUGUGAUGACGGAUGGUUUGUGGGAACCUCAAGAAGAACCAAAUUCUUUGGUACUUUUCCCGGAAACUAUGUCAAGAGGCUGUGAAUCACUCUCCCACAUUAUUUAUGCCGCAUCUCAGCCCCAUCUCUGCAGAACUUUGCCUGAAAGAUCCCUGCAGGCCUCCUACUGUUAUGCCUUCCAGUUUCCAACAGAAAUCACCCACUGUCACCAUCUCCACCUGCCACCAAACCACCAGCAACGGACCUGCCGCCGCCAAGCCUUGGGGAGAUUGGCGGAUCUGCUUCCACGUGAAAGCACUUAUUCCUGCUUUCUGCUUUAAACUUCGAUAAGUCGAUAUGUGGCAUCAGAAAGAAAAUCAUUAUACUUAUUGAGGGUUGAGUAUUUGAGGCAAAAAAAAAAAUUACUGUCUCAAAGAGGCUCCCUGGUCCACUUUGGAAGAUGUUCUCCCCCAGGCAACCAAGUUUAUUACUACUUGCUGUGGUUUGCAUUUUCACCUUCUUAGCUUGGCAGUAUAUUUUCCUUUCACAAGUCUGCCUAGUGUCCUGGUUUACACGAUAUGACAACUGUACUUCAGCUAUUGUUUGCCUGCACUUAUAUGUUGUAAUAUGCACAGUGAUUACAAAAUCUAAAGCAAGAGUAGGAAAGUUAAUUCGAAUGAGUGUGAUUUUGUUGAAUUGAACGUGAGUUUCAAAUAGGAGUCUUUUCCUACAGUUUUUUUGUACUUUUUAGAAGUGCAAACAAUAAAUGAAUAAGAGCCUUUGGUAAUAAUCAUGAGAAUAUAAGAGGUUUAGCUAGACUACAAAAAAACUAUUGUGUUGUAAAGUUGCAUUGCUAUUUUCUAUUAAAGUGUAAUAAUCAGCAUCAUGAACAAUGAGCUCUUAGUGUUUUAUUUAUCUGAUAAAAUUUAAAUAAAAGCAGUGUUAGUGAGAGGUGCAAAGAAUUAUUCUAAUAUAGACACUUGAAAGUAUCUGUAAGCAAUAUUCAUAGGUAAGAUUUCACUGUGUGUACACAUACACAUUUGAGAUUGUAUGAGAACAGACAAUCCAUAUGAUAUGCUGUACAUUUUACUGAAAUGUAAAAGAAUCUCACACGUUAUUUUAUAGAAAUAGAGUACUUCAAAAGCAUCACAAGUAUUAAGGCUGGUUUUAGCAAGGGUUGUGAUCCAUACAAUUAUUUUUACUAUGAUAAUUAUUUUUCUUCAAUGGAACUCAGAAUCCUGGCACAUUUGAGGACAGGAAUAUGUUGAGCCUGAUUUUCUGGUAUGUGUAAAAUAUUUCCUCGGAAAACACUAGGCACUUUCUAGAGGCAAUGUUAAAUCCUUCAGGUUAUAUUUUCUUCCCUGAAGUAGAAACCUACAAGAUGAUAUUGGGACCUGAAAGAUUUAAUGUGGUUAACAGUGCCUGAAUUACACAUAUCCUGAGAACUAGCUUUGUAUUUCUUAUGACUUUGCAUAAGAACUAUUCAUAUUUGGAUCUUGAGCACCUUAUAGAUAAAAACUUUUUACAGCAUUUCUUCUGUGGACAGUGAUUGAUCUUUUCACAAUGUAUGUAGACUCUAGAAUUUUGUAUAUAUGUUUGCUUUUUUUUUUUUUUUUUUUUGUACAGACUAUUGGGUUGUUGAGAUCACAGGGGAAUUUCCUAAUUUGGUCUUUAUCCUUCACUUAAACUAAGCUAAAACACUUUCCACAGAUUAUCCUCCACAUCUCCCACAGAUCAUCAUUACGCCUUGAUAGUGCGAUUCUGUAAGAUAGCACUUAUGCAAAAGUUUAUGAACAUAAAAUAUCUUAGCAACCAAACUGAAAUGUAUGUAAAUACUGAUUACAGAGGAAUUUCAUUAGGAAGAAGGUAAAGAAACAUCUUUGAGUAGCCUACCUUGAUUAUUGUCAAGUUCACAGCCAGCUUUAUAUUUUAAAGGCUUUGGGUUUGAAAUUAGGUCAACUGCAUGCAGCUUUGCUGAUAAAUGAAUAAUUACUUUUGAUGCCAUUUAUGAGAAAAGACUUCAAUAUCUGUUGCCUGUAAUAUUUAAGAAAAAUGACUGUUUCUACUCUCUGUAUCUGAUUUUAAAAGGAAAAAUAUUCAUACCUAGCUUUUAGGUAAUUGACUUUGAAUUCUUACAAGCAAAGGUCAUUGUGUUUUUCUUGAAUAGACAUCUAAUAAAUUUUGCUUGGAAGUAUA